Molecule: messenger RNA, 980 nt
Organism: Hypomesus transpacificus
Lineage: Eukaryota; Metazoa; Chordata; Actinopteri; Osmeriformes; Osmeridae
Exons: 5
Coding region: 6-752 (248 amino acids)
Molecular function (GO): ubiquitin-protein transferase activity
Source: RefSeq, a predicted model, not a curated record
GGAUCAUGGGACAUUCAUUUCUGCACAACGGGCCAUGUUUAGCUGGCUUAAGUCUUGCCAUUAUCCAUGUCCUGUUUGGGGGUUCGCCAGACACCACCACAAUCCAAAUUGAGGAUUGCCCGGACAUUGACAUCCGAAACACUAUUCAGUUGCUGGAGGGCAAAAAAGAUUUGACAAGGGAAGAGGAAACGGCUGUUCUUAAACUUGCCUUGUCCUGGGACCUGCCCCCAGUUAAUCAGACCAACAGGAAGUGGCUGCAUGAGCGUCUCCUAUUCCAUUCUGUCAUUGCACGAACAAGCCGGCAGGUGAAGCAGCUGAGAAAAGGCCUCAAGGAGACCCUGGUUUGGCCCCUCCUAAAAGAGAGAGAAGACCUCGUUCCACAGUUUCUGCCAAGGAAUUCAGAGGCAGCUCUCAAUUCCCAUUCUGUCAUACAAAGGAUCGUGUGGCCAGUCUUGGAGGAAGAGGAUGAUGAUGAAUGUUCCUUGGAUGAUAAAUGUAGAGUGGCAGGAUAUAUGCGGCUCUUCAUUGAAAAUGCAACCAGUCCACAACUUAAAGCACUCCUCCAGUUCUGGACCGGUAGGGAACUCCUUCCAAGCAAACUUACUGUCAGAGUGGUUAGCAGCAACUACCCAAAGUCUGCAACAUGUUUUGAGACAAUCAGUCUUCCUUCACACUAUCAUAACUACGAUGCUUUUGUGUCUGACAUUUUGGCCUGCCUGAACUCCAAUGACACAGGCUUUGGUCUUAUUUAGAUGGGAUGACCUCAGACCAUUUAGGGUUUUAUUCUUGGGUGUAGUUAAGUUAUAUAGAUUUUCUCUGCAUGUUUUGGCCCGCUGUUGUUCAAUCUAUGCUUGGGCCAGCGUAUUGCAACUGUUUUAAUGUACACAAAAACUGUACUUAGAACCAAGAGAGAAAAAAAAGUACUUCUGUUUAUUUUGAAAAAUUACUUAAAGGGAUGCAUGUAUGUACUUCCGGAACCA